Molecule: messenger RNA, 843 nt
Organism: Fusarium poae
Lineage: Eukaryota; Fungi; Ascomycota; Sordariomycetes; Hypocreales; Nectriaceae
Exons: 1
Coding region: 1-843 (280 amino acids)
Source: RefSeq, a predicted model, not a curated record
AUGACGAACUCUAUGCUCGAGAAGUUGGAGAUUGAUCUCAUAAGGCAGAAUGGGAUGAUGAGGCAAUCGAUCUCGCUGAAUAGGAAACUUUACUACAGAGUGUUACUGGGUUUAGUUUCUCAGAUACGACAAUUAGCAUCGGCCCUUCGAUCGGUUAUCGAAGAGGCAAACCUCGUGAUAGAGCAAGCGAAUAAGGAUUGGCGACAGUAUGUAGAAGGUGUUAUGAAAGAAGAAGAACAAGAACAAGAAGAACAAGAAGAAGUGGAGCCAGGAAGGAGGUGUACGGGGCCUGAACUGGUUGACUGGUUCGAGUCCGAAGGCCAGGUCUGCAGCAUCGUAGACGGGCUAGGGUCGAGACUCAGAGACUCGGACAUCAGUUUGAGUACCAAGACUGCGCCAACGGUGCCUGGUGACAAGCCAAGUGACUGUAUACGCAGUCCCGCAGCACAGUCCCUUUGCAGAGAUCCCAAUCCGCUGAACAGCGCACCUAUGGAUCCAGUAGAUUCGGACAUGGGACAAGACAAAGAUGUGCAAGGCCAUACCUGGCCCUAUGUAGAACCUCUUCGAAUUACUCGUCAGCGAUGUGAGCCAGUCCGCGAUGGUGAUACUGUGUACUCCGGAUCAAACAUGAGACGACGCCUCGCUAUGCUUCAUUAUGAGCGGCGGUACUACGAGAGACUCGUCAACGAGGCACAUGUUCGAUUCUUACCUACAAUAAGGCAUCAGAUUCGCGAGCUCCAGUGUGUUUUACACGACUCUGGUGUCGAGGAGGAUAGAUUGAGGGAUUUACUCCAGGAGCAGAUCAGACUCCGAACGCCGGAGGAUCCAGGUGGUUGCGGAUGA